Molecule: messenger RNA, 567 nt
Organism: Grus americana (Whooping crane)
Lineage: Eukaryota; Metazoa; Chordata; Aves; Gruiformes; Gruidae
Product: protein S100-A7-like
Exons: 3
Coding region: 76-432 (118 amino acids)
Molecular function (GO): calcium ion binding
Source: RefSeq, a predicted model, not a curated record
CACUGCUCCUGCCUGCUCCUCUCCUCCCGUGCACCACCGUCUGCAGAAGUCCGACCCAGCACUGCUCACAGCAAGAUGAAAACCAACCUGGAGCUCGCCUUGGAGUGCGCUGUCAACGUCUACCACCAGUACGCCAUGAAGCGCCCCAUAGAUGACUACCUGAGCAAGACUGAGUUCUCAAAGCUGCUGAAGGAAACUGCCCAGCCCUUCCUCUACAACACCGUGCCGCCUAACACGUCCAUCGAUGACUACAUCAGCAAGCUCUUUGCCAGAGCAGACAGAAACCAUGACGGUCGCCUGAAGUUCACCGAGUUCCUGACCACGCUGAACCUCGUAGCCAUUGAUGCCCACAAUAGGUCCCACCAGGGUCACAGGACCCAUGACCACCACGUAGAUGCUGGUCAUGGCCAUGACCAUGGUCCUUCCAAGUGAAAUGGUUCCCAGGGUGACUGUGCCCAUGGGACUGUGCUCUUCCAGCAUCAUCAUCCCUUCCAUUUGCCUGCAAGCACAGACAAACCUGUAACCAAAUCUUUGUCAUCUGCUUCUGCCUAUGGCACUGAAAUAAAA